AUGGGAAAAUCAAAGCGAUCUAUGAACCCUGCUGACGCCCUACGUAAACAGCAACGUAAACGAGAAUUGAAAAAGAAUAAAGAGGAUCGCAAACGCGUGCGUGAAUCAGCAUUGGCAAAGAAAGAUGUCGGCAAAAUGCGACAAGAGAUGUCCAGAUUAGAGCAUUUAGCUAAUAGUGGGCAAUUGGACAAGGCAGGACAAGCGCGUUUAGAAGGAUUGAAAAGUGAUAUCAGCAAGAUUGAGAAGGCCAAAAAGGCAACCGAGCUUACAGGUGCUCAAGCUGCUUAUGCUGCUCGUAUGCAAGAACAAGAAAAAAAACAUGAAGGCGAAGCUAGAAAACUAGUCUACGAUCCCAAGCGAGGAGCAUUUGUGCCAGCAAAGAUAAAGGAAAAACCAUCUUCUUCCUUCACAAAAGAUGGGGACGAUGGGGAUGAGAGUAGCAGUAAUUCAGAUAGCUCGCGUGAUGAUGAUUCCGAGGAUUCAGACCAAGAAGAGGAUGGUUCAGACGACGAUAUUAGUAUAGAUCAAGAUCAUGCAGAAGUGGAUGUACCAUUACCGCCAGCAAAAAUUUUGACAGAAUCAGAUGAUGACUAUGAGAUCCCACUUCCACCAGGGCCUCCACCCUAUAGACCGUUUGAGGAGCAAUUGAAUCCCAUCAUACAACAGCAGCUACAUGUGAGAGGUCCUCCACCACCACCUCCCCCAGGAGGGCCACUUAGACAGGGUAUGCAACGCGUGCCACCACCUCCACCACCUAUUCCUCAUGGAUUCCGACCACCUCAAAUGAUGGUUGCACCACCACCUCCACCGCCAAUCAUGCCAUAUCAACACUUUUCAGCACCCGUACAUUAUCAGCAACCUCCAUCACACACUACCCAACAACCAGCAACCACAACACAACAUGCUAGCACGCCUGUCAUCUCAGCCGAACCCCAGUUAAGAGAUUUAGAAAAGGAAACACUUGCGUUUGUACCUGCUGCUAUUCGUCGCAAGCAAAAUGCAGCCAGCAAGAAGGCCUCUUUACCGAAAGAAGCAAGACCAGAUAUCAAUGCUGCACCCUAG
Molecule: messenger RNA, 1062 nt
Organism: Mucor velutinosus
Lineage: Eukaryota; Fungi; Mucoromycota; Mucoromycetes; Mucorales; Mucoraceae
Product: GTPase activating protein (GAP) for Rho1p
Exons: 7
Coding region: 1-1062 (353 amino acids)
Biological process (GO): RNA processing
Source: RefSeq, a predicted model, not a curated record